Molecule: messenger RNA, 771 nt
Organism: Tauraco erythrolophus (red-crested turaco)
Lineage: Eukaryota; Metazoa; Chordata; Aves; Musophagiformes; Musophagidae
Source: RefSeq, a predicted model, not a curated record
GCAACAAUUGGCAUUGACUUCUUAUCGAAAACCAUGUAUUUGGAGGAUCGAACAAUCAGGUUGCAGCUGUGGGAUACUGCGGGUCAGGAACGUUUCCGUAGCCUCAUUCCCAGUUACAUCCGUGACUCUGCUGCUGCUGUAGUAGUUUACGAUAUCACAAAUGUAAACUCGUUCCAGCAAACAACAAAAUGGAUUGAUGAUGUCAGAACGGAAAGGGGCAGUGAUGUCAUCAUUAUGCUGGUGGGAAAUAAAACAGAUCUAGCAGAUAAGAGACAAGUGUCCAUUGAGGAAGGCGAGAGAAAAGCCAAAGAGCUGAAUGUAAUGUUCAUUGAAACUAGUGCAAAAGCAGGAUACAACGUAAAACAGGUGAGUCACGCCGUGGCUGCAGCCAGCCCCCAGAGUCCUUCUGUUAACACACCUAUUUCUGUGGAAAAAGGACUUCCCGAGGCGUUGGGAAGGGUGUCGGAGGGUGUUUGUGGUCCGUACACAACAAGCAGCAUCCACGAGGCGACUCGGUGGCUGAGGUUCAGAAGGAUCUCGGACCUUGCAGCAAAGGAGUUGGAACUUUUCUCCCUUAGAAAAGAGGAAUUAUUGAAGAAUCUUUGUGGUGUCAGGGUCAUACCUUCCUGGAUUUUUGAUAAUCCAAAUGUGAUGUUGAGGUCAAAGGGAUUAAGGCGUGAGCCAAAAAGUUGGGGAAACACAGGUCUGAGGACUGUUUCUGAUACCGAUUCGAUGAAUAAACGUGGGCAAACCAGCCAAGGAGGAAUGUGA